AUGUCGGCGUCGACGACUCACCAAUCCUCCCCGUCAUGUCCCUCCAGCUUGGUCACCGCCACCCUCCAACUACACUACCUGGCUGAAGGGGCCGCCAACAUCAUCUACAGCGUCUCGGUGCUGUCACCGCCGUCCCUCCAACAUCACUCGCACUGCUGCGUCAUGCGUCUGCGCAAAGACCUGCCCUUCACGACACCGGCGGGGCAAGUCGUGUCGGACUUUCAGAGCCGCAUCGCACCCCUCUUCACCAAGAAGCACAAAUCAUUGCUGAUGGAGCAGGCGCUGUACAAGUUCACGCCAGAGAUGGUGAGCGAGGCGAACGCGGAAUUGAGGCAGAUGGACACCGUGGAUGAAUCGGCCGUCUCGGCGCAAGGAGACGUCAAUGCCCGAAAGAUCCGCCCCCGCCACAGACGCCACGUCUAUCUGCCCUCGUACGACAACGAGCAGCAUGGCAUUCUCAUGCAGAACUUGCAGGGCCCCGGGAUUGACUGGCUGGUCGAGUUCAAGCCGAAGUGGCUGGUGCAGAGUCCCAGUGCGCCGAGAGACGCCAGAAAUUGCCGGACGUGCGCGUUGAAUGCGAAGCGGAGAAAAGCCGGAGCGCACCAGGGGAGAGGAGAUUCGGGAUUCUGUCCGUUGGACCUGCUAGCAGACCAAGACGCCGUGUUGGAGCGGACGCUGGCCAACAUCUGGCCGCUGGAGGACGGGGUUGACACAUUCGUGGCUGCUUUUCGAGCACAGGUCCAGCCUGCGUUGAGACAUCUCCAGAGCCUUCAGGAGGAGCAUGGGUCGGUGGGAUUGGACGACUAUCUCAAUCCAGAUGGCAAGGACUUUGGCGUGGCCAUGGCGUUGAGGGAUUGCAGCGUCUUCCUGGCUCUAAAACGAAGAACCGACCCCGUCGCUGGAGACGUCGACAUUGUAGACGUCAAGCUCGCCGACUUGGAUCUGAAGACGACCGAGGGAGGAAAGGUCCAGAAAUGGGCAGCCACGGAGCAGGAGCUGCUCGAGGGCGGGUGGUAUCAGAAUCUCGACGGGUCGAAUUGUCGGAUAAGCCGUCAGCAGCCCUCAUAG
Messenger RNA from Fonsecaea erecta, 1068 nucleotides. RefSeq lists its product as hypothetical. Gene Ontology annotation, cellular component: nucleus. The transcript has a single exon. Gene Ontology annotation, biological process: inositol phosphate biosynthetic process. NCBI's taxonomy places the organism in Eukaryota, Fungi, Ascomycota, Eurotiomycetes, Chaetothyriales, Herpotrichiellaceae. Gene Ontology annotation, molecular function: ATP binding; inositol-1,3,4,5,6-pentakisphosphate 2-kinase activity. The record is from RefSeq and is a predicted model, not a curated record. Bases 1 to 1068 code for a protein of 355 amino acids.